Molecule: messenger RNA, 498 nt
Organism: Aspergillus puulaauensis
Lineage: Eukaryota; Fungi; Ascomycota; Eurotiomycetes; Eurotiales; Aspergillaceae
Exons: 3
Coding region: 1-498 (165 amino acids)
Source: RefSeq, a predicted model, not a curated record
AUGAGAAUCGCUGCACUAUUAUUUGCAGCUGCUCAGCUGGCUUGUGUCUCAGGCGCUACCAUUGUCCGCCGCGAUGAUAUAUUCGAUAGCCCUACCUGCGGCAUUGGCGGCAGUGACAUCUUUCUCCAUCACGCCGACCUAGAAUCGACAGUGGAGAAAUUUGCUAAAUGGGUUGAGGCCGGAGCAGAUGGUCAAGUGGCAGCUGAUGGCAAAUUCCACGACAAACUCUCGUAUGACGGUGAGAGCGUCACCCUCUUUGCCUGUGAUUACAAGUCGCACGGCUCAGGGAGUGUUAUCACCGGCAGCCUGGUGCGUGGAGCGCUGGGUGCGGGUGGUUUCCUUGACGAGCAAUGCAAGAACGACAAUGCCGGGUAUGAGAGCAGCAAUGAUCUCAACAUUGGUCGCACCACGGCUUACCUCCUCACAGAAAGGCGAUCACUUUUGCUAGAUCAGUUAGCUAGAGACCGUGGCAGUGUCCCGAUGCUUGGUGAUUUGUAA